Messenger RNA from Ctenocephalides felis (cat flea), 1185 nucleotides. RefSeq lists its product as uncharacterized. The coding region runs from base 1 to 1185 and encodes 394 amino acids. The transcript has 2 exons. NCBI's taxonomy places the organism in Eukaryota, Metazoa, Arthropoda, Insecta, Siphonaptera, Pulicidae. The record is from RefSeq and is a predicted model, not a curated record.
AUGGCUAGCAACACAGGUGUACAGACCUUGUUAUCAACUGUUUCGCUUACUGUCAUUGACGCGGGGGGAGCACAACAUACGGUGAGAGCACUUUUAGACAGUGAGUCUCAGAUAAAUUUAAUAACUAAUUCUCUUUUGGCGAAACUGAAAUGUUCCAUUAAUUCAGAGGUACAUAGACUGAGCGUUUUGCAAGGCCAAAGCUUUUUGUGCAAUAAGGCAGUAAAGUUGACUGUCAAAUCUAGGAUAGGAGCGUUCUCUAGAAACAUCAAUUGUGUGGUUGUGGAUAGAAUUACGCCAGCAUUACCAUCUGUAUUUAUAGAUUAUGAAGGCCGGAAGAUUCCUGACAAUGUCUCGUUGGCAGAUCCGUCAUUCAAUGUGCCUAGCAACGUGGAUAUGUUGAUAGGAGUCGAAUUAUAUUUUGAUGUUUUGCAGCAAGGAUGUAUUAGGCUAGGAAAUCAUCUUCCUAUUUCAAGAAAAAGCUCUUUCGGAUGGUUGAUUUCUGGUGUCUUUAAGGCAGAACUUCAAGGUAAUGUACACGUUGGUCUUGUUUCUAAUGAGGAUUUUCACAAUAGUUCGACGAAGUUUUGGCAGUUAGAAGAAACUUCUUCGAACAAUGCUAUGACGGGUUCAGAUAAGCAGUGUGAAGAUCAUUUUAUGGCCAAUGUUACACGCCUUGAAAAUGGCCAAUUUGAGGUGGCCUUGCCAUUUGUGGAGGACCAGGUCGAAAAGCUUGGAUCAUCAUUUGUUACUGCAAAACAUAGAUUCUUGAAUUUAGAGAGGCGAUUUGCUAGGGAUGUCAGUCAUGCUGGGCAAAUUGUGUUAACUCCGGAGGAAGCUGUCGGGAGUGAUUAUUAUUUUCUGCCUCACCAUCCAGUGGUGAAAGAUGGAAAUUUCAGUAAAAUACGAGUUGUGUUUGAUGCUUCAGCAAAGUCAUCUACAGGUAUCUCGCUGGAUAACAUUUUACACACUGGACCAAAAUUACAUUAUCACAGGAGCAAACACUUUGGACGACUUGUUAGGAUACAAGAGGAGAUUGUCAGGUUAUUAGGUGAAGGUGAUUUCUCGUUGCACAAGUGGUCGAGCAAUUGUAGAGAGGUGUUGCGAGCAAUUCCUGAAAAGAAUAGAAGCUCAACUGCAGCCUUGUUUUCAGAAGGAGAUACAGUCAAAAACCUUGUCCUCGCAUGA